UCGGUUUAAUUAACGUUGGACUUAGAGCAGUGCCGCCGGCCUUUACUUUACAUAGACGCCUUCUCCUUCGUCGGCGCUUCGUCAGCGAGAGCGAAACGAUCACCGGAUGCCUCUCAAGAACACCGCCACCGCCGGCGCCGGCGGCAUCCUCCAUCCCUCGACCCUCAGGCCUCUCUGCUCCGUCCCUUCGCUCCUCCUCUCCCUCGCGCUCGCCACCGUCCUCCUCUCCUCCCUCUUCUUCCUCCGCUCCGCCCCUCCCCUCCUCCGCUCCUCCUCUUCCUCUUCCUCUUCCGAAAUUCCUCCGUCGCCCUCCGCCGACCGCAUCAGGGUCCACGUCGCCGAGCUCCCCAGAUCGCUCAACUAUGGCCUCCUCGAGCGCUACUGGUCCUCGCCGCACCCCGAUUCCCGGAUCCCCGCCGACCCGGACCACCCGUCCCGGCCGACCCACCUGCGGAAACCCGCCGACUACCCGCCGUACCCGGAGAACCCGCUGAUCAAGCAGUACAGCGCCGAGUACUGGAUCCUGGGCGACCUCGAGACGCCGCCCGGGGCGAGGGGCGGGUCCUUCGCGGAGAGGGUCGCGAGCUGGGAGGAGGCGGACGUGGUGUUCGUGCCCUUCUUCGCGACGCUGAGCGCGGAGAUGCAGCUCGGGAGGGACAAGGGGAAGUUCCGGAGGAAGGAGGGGAACGAGGAUUACGCGAGGCAGAGGGAGGCGGUGGAUCUCGUGAAGGGUUCCGAGGCGUGGAGGCGGUCGGGCGGGCGGGAUCACGUCUUCGUUCUCACAGACCCGGUCGCAAUGUGGCAUGUGAGAGAUGAGAUCGCGCCAGCGAUACUCCUCGUGGUCGAUUUUGGUGGAUGGUACAGGCUCGACUCUAAGUCUUCGAACGGCAGUUCGUCUGACAUGGUACACCACACGCAAGUUUCACUGCUCAAGGAUGUCGUCGUGCCAUACACCCAUCUGCUUCCUAGGUUACAUCUAUCGGAGAAUCAGAAACGUCAAACCCUUCUUUACUUUAAAGGGGCGAAGCAUAGGCAUCGGGGUGGUGUAGUACGAGAGAAGCUGUGGGACUUGCUGGUUGAGGUGCCUAGUGUGAUCAUGGAAGAAGGCUUCCCUAAUGCCACUGGGAGAGAGCAGUCCAUUAAAGGGAUGAGUUCUUCUGAAUUCUGCUUGCAUCCUGCUGGGGACACACCCACUUCCUGCCGACUUUUUGAUGCCAUACAAAGUCUUUGUAUUCCUGUCAUCAUCAGCGAUGACAUCGAACUCCCAUUCGAGGGGAUAUUGGAUUAUUCAGACUUUUCUGUUUUCGUGGCUACUGCAGAUGCCUUGAGGCCUAACUGGCUCAUAGACCGUCUCAGGAGCUUUUCUGAAGAGCAAAAGGAUAGAUUUCGUCGAAACAUGGCAAAAGUUCAGCCAAACUUUGAGUACGAUAGUGGCCAUCAGGGUGGCAUUGGGCCUAUCCCUCCAGAUGGUGCGGUGAACUAUAUUUGGAAAAAGGUGUAUCAAAAAUUGCCUAUGAUAAAAGAAGCCAUUGUCCGGGAGAGAAGAAAGCCGCCUGGGGUUUCAAUCCCCCUUCGGUGCCAUUGUACGUAAGACCUCUUCCAAUUUAUUUAUUUUUUCCAUGUUUGAAAUUUCAUGAGAGAAAUGGGUUUAACACGAUUUUGAUAAGUUAGAUAGUUUGGGGAUGACUGAUCUGUGUUACCGGUGGAAUUGAAAAUCAAGGAAGUAAAAUUUAUUGGAGUUCCUUCACCUCGUCA
This is a messenger RNA of Eucalyptus grandis, 1755 nucleotides long. Its product is annotated as probable arabinosyltransferase ARAD1. NCBI's taxonomy places the organism in Eukaryota, Viridiplantae, Streptophyta, Magnoliopsida, Myrtales, Myrtaceae. The transcript has 3 exons. Bases 107 to 1591 code for a protein of 494 amino acids. The record is from RefSeq and is a predicted model, not a curated record. Gene Ontology annotation, molecular function: glycosyltransferase activity.